GUGGCCGAGAGAAUAAAAUGCCCAUCUUGAUCUCCAAGAUCUUCAAGGGGCUGGCAGCAGACCAGACGGAGGCGCUGUUCGUGGGGGACGCCAUCCUGGCCGUCAAUGGCACCGACCUGUCCGAGGCCACCCACGACGAGGCCGUGCAGGCCUUGAAGAAGACGGGCAAGGAAGUGAUCCUGGAAGCGUGCACGUGGAAGGGGCAGGACUGCACCCUGACCGUCCACAUCGACAAGGGCUUCACCAUCUCCACCAGCGAGCCCGGGCUCAGCAGGACCAUCCUGCUGCAGCAGCCCUUCGAGAAGCUGCAGAUGUCCUCGGAUGAUGGCACCAAGAUGCUCUACCUGGACUUUGGUGGACCAGAGGGAGAGAUUCAAUUGGACCUUCACUCCUGCCCCAAGACCAUCGUCUUCAUCAUCCACUCCUUCCUGUCGGCCAAGGUGACCCGGCUGGGGCUGCUGGCGUGACGAGGGAGCCCAGCAGCGGCCGGAGCAGCCCAAGCCCCUGGCCCAUCUAUGCACCUCCCUCCUGGCCAAACCCAGCCCCAAGGCAUCCCAAGGAGACUGCAGCCCCAUGGGAUCAGUCACCCCACCAAGGAAAAGCCCCAUCCAGCCAGGAAAACCCCUCUCGAGGCGUUUGGGGGCGGCUGUGGGGUGAAACCCCCUUGGAUGGCAGCACCAGGACUUCUCCGGUGCCUUCCUCCCCUCCUGCCUUGGUGGCUGGAGAAGGCCAUUGGGAGCCCACCAGUGGACAGGUGGCCAUCACCCCAGUGCCUUGAGAGAUGAUAUUUUCUGUACAAAGAACCCAUUUGUAUCCAUGUUUUAUAUUUAUAUUGCCCACUUGCAAACGCUGAUGUGGCAGCUCUUCCACACGUGGGUCGGACCCCUGGGAGAGUCCCCAGGUCCUGCAGCACAAGGACCCCCUGAGUCUUUUUUCCCCAAGGGCUGAAGGCCAAACCAGCUCUAAAGUGCUUAAGGGACAGGAACUGCAAGAUCAGCUGUAUUUGCCAAAUUUUUCCAUAUUGUAUGGAAUGAUAGGAACCACUUUUCUCUGUUGGAGUUGGACGGUUCGUUUGGUUUUGUGCACUCUGGGGUCACUUUAUUUCUUGGUUUGGGGGGGAGGGAUGUCAGGUGGCUGCUGCCCAAUGACUUCUUUUAUGAACCAAAAGAUUCUGCAUGGAAAUGCCUUUUUUGGGGGGUUAAAUAAACUUUGCAGAUCACAACCAGCAGGAGCCAA
This is a messenger RNA of Zonotrichia albicollis (white-throated sparrow), 1236 nucleotides long. NCBI's taxonomy places the organism in Eukaryota, Metazoa, Chordata, Aves, Passeriformes, Passerellidae. The record is from RefSeq and is a predicted model, not a curated record.